CAAAACUUUGCCCUGCUAAUUUUCUCUGUUUCUGGCUGGGGAUUGCACAGAUAAUAUAUAGGUCUUCCUGAAUCCGAAGACCUGGACGAACUUGAUAUCUUGAUUUGAGUUUCGUCAUAUCGUAACCCUGAAGAUGGGAUUCAGACAAGGCGCUAUCCUCGCAUCGUGCUCUUUUUUUCUUGGUGUCCUCUUCAUCUGCUUCUUUGUUGAUUACCGCAUUCUGCACCAGGAUUUGACGGAGGAGAUCAUCACAGACGGCUUCCAAUUCUAUGCCACUUUCUUCAAUGCACCGCCCGCAAUCAAGGCGGUGCUACAUGGCUUCAUUGGGGUUGGUAUUCUCGGACUUGUAGCAAAACUGGUUAAAUGGGAUGAGAGCGCCAUCUUUUUUGAUGGAUCAAGUCUGGCGGCUUACAUCUUCGCAGUAUCUGUCUACCUUGGAGUGACAGUUCCAUCUUUGCGAACCAUUGUCACCCCCGUUGAUGUCGACACACGUGCGGACCGUAUCGAAGCCAUGCGAAUACUCUCAGCAGGUAACACCAUCAUGAUGGUAGUCCUUGGUGCCAUUCUCGUGCUUCAGGGUGGACAGGAAUACGCACGCCGUGCAGAGGUGAGAGAGCUGGCGAGGAUCGAAGAAGAGCUCAAGGCCAAAGGGAGUGCCAGUGCUGGGAAAGACAAGAAAGAGUAGACGCUUUGCUGGUGUGCGAAGCGGGAGGUCGGGCGUUACUCAGUAGCGUUCCCUGACUAUGGACAACUGUCAUUGUCCAUCUUAAUUCCGCAUGCUUCCCGGUAUGCGUUUGGCAUCGAACUAUCUAGGAACAUCUGAAACGACGAAACAGCAAUCUUUCGUUACUGCUGAUGUUUUCAGUAGUAUAAUGAAUUGCCAAGUAUCAUUAACACCAAGUACUAGUACUUGUUAUAUAUUUUGAUUGGUUUGUGUGCAUAUAGUGACCGAGC
Messenger RNA from Suillus clintonianus, 954 nucleotides. Its product is annotated as Shr3 amino acid permease chaperone. NCBI's taxonomy places the organism in Eukaryota, Fungi, Basidiomycota, Agaricomycetes, Boletales, Suillaceae. Gene Ontology annotation, biological process: endoplasmic reticulum to Golgi vesicle-mediated transport. The transcript has 6 exons. The coding region runs from base 134 to 685 and encodes 183 amino acids. The record is from RefSeq and is a predicted model, not a curated record. Gene Ontology annotation, cellular component: endoplasmic reticulum membrane.